ACACUGAGAAGUCAUAUGGCUUGCCCGAGGCCACAGAGCUGGUGUCUGGGCCAUACUGACUUUUGGCCUGGAGGUCACUACUCUGGGAGAGGAGGUAAGCGAGGAGCCCGUCUCGGCUUGGGGCGGCGAUGUUCCUUAAGAAGCUCAAGCCCCGGCUCUGCGGGACUGCUGGCAUUUUCCCAGGCACAGCUGCGCUCCCUAACCCACGGCACGGAGGAAGAGACAGAAAAUGUGUCUUUACUUCCAGGGGGCCCCGUCGUCCGGGGGCCGGCCAUGCUGGUGACUGCCUACAUUGCCUUUGUGGUCCUCCUGGCCUCCUGCCUGGGGUUGGAGCUGUCAAGAUGCCGGGCUAAGCCCUCUGGAAGAGCCUGCAGCAACCCCUCCUUCGUUCGGUUUCAACUGGACUUCUAUCAGGUCUACUUCCUGGCCCUGGCAGCUGACUGGCUCCAGGCCCCCUACCUCUAUAAACUCUAUCAGCAUUAUCACUUCCUGGAGGGACAAAUUGCCAUCCUCUAUGUCUGCGGCCUUGCCUCCACAGUCCUCUUUGGACUGGUGGCCUCCUCCCUUGUGGAUUGGCUGGGUCGCAAGAAGUCUUGUGUCCUCUUCUCCCUCACUUACUCUCUCUGCUGCUUAACCAAACUCUCUCGGGACUACUUUGUGCUGCUGGUGGGCCGAGCACUUGGUGGGCUGUCCACAGCCCUGCUCUUCUCGGCCUUUGAGGCCUGGUACAUCCAUGAGCACGUGGAACGGCAUGACUUCCCUGCAGAGUGGAUCCCGGCUACCUUUGCCCGAGCUGCCUUCUGGAAUCAUGUGCUGGCUGUAGUGGCAGGUGUGGCAGCUGAGGCCGUGGCCUGCUGGAUGGGCCUGGGGCCUGUAGCGCCCUUUGUGGCUGCCAUCCCUCUCUUGGCUCUGGCUGGGGCCUUGGCCCUUCAUAACUGGGGAGAGAACUAUGAUCGGCAGCGUGCCUUCUCAAGGACCUGUGCUGGGGGCCUGCGCUGCCUCCUGUCGGACCGUCGUGUGCUGCUGUUAGGCACCAUCCAGGCCCUGUUUGAGAGUGUCAUCUUCAUCUUUGUCUUCCUCUGGACGCCUGUGCUGGACCCACAUGGGGCCCCGCUGGGCAUCAUCUUCUCCAGUUUCAUGGCAGCCAGCCUGCUCGGCUCUUCUCUGUACCGCAUCGCUACCUCCAAGAGGUACCACCUUCAGCCCGUGCACCUAGUCUCCCUCGCUGUCCUCAUCGUCGUCUUCUCCCUCUUCAUGUUGACCUUCUCUACCAGCCCAGGCCAGGAGAGUCCAGUGGAGUCCUUUAUAGCCUUCCUUCUUAUCGAAUUGGCCUGUGGGCUGUACUUUCCCAGCAUGAGCUUCCUGCGGAGAAAGGUGAUCCCUGAGACAGAGCAAGCUGGUGUCCUCAACUGGUUCCGGGUGCCCCUGCACCUACUGGCCUGCCUGGGGCUUCUGGUCCUCCAUGACAGCGAUCGCAAAACGGGCACUCGGAACAUGUUCAGCAUCUGCUCCGCCGUUAUGGUGAUGGCUCUGCUGGCGGUGGUGGGGCUCUUCACCGUGGUCAGGCAUGAUGCUGAGCUGCGGGUGCCCUCACCCACUGGGGAGCCCUAUGCCCCUGAGCUCUAAUCCUGUUCCAGGACGAGGGAGCUGGGAUGGACCCUUGAAUCCCACCUCUCCAGGGCUGUACAGAUCUCUCUGUGACUCUGCGACUAUCUGGCCCCUCAUCCUGUCCUGGGGCCCCUCCUGCCAGUGCUUUGGGUUGGGAAGCACAUGGGGGUGAUGGCCUGGAAAGAAGAUGCCAAAAGUUGCCUCUGUGUCACUCCCUUCCCCCUUUCUACUUAAAAAUAAACACUUUUAAUUGAUCA
This is a messenger RNA of Balaenoptera musculus (blue whale), 1865 nucleotides long. RefSeq names its product major facilitator superfamily domain containing 5 (gene SLC61A1). NCBI's taxonomy places the organism in Eukaryota, Metazoa, Chordata, Mammalia, Artiodactyla, Balaenopteridae. Gene Ontology annotation, biological process: molybdate ion transport. Gene Ontology annotation, molecular function: molybdate ion transmembrane transporter activity. Gene Ontology annotation, cellular component: membrane. The transcript is spliced from 3 exons. Bases 16 to 1626 code for a protein of 536 amino acids. The record is from RefSeq and is a predicted model, not a curated record.